Molecule: messenger RNA, 1209 nt
Organism: Nerophis lumbriciformis (worm pipefish)
Lineage: Eukaryota; Metazoa; Chordata; Actinopteri; Syngnathiformes; Syngnathidae
Source: RefSeq, a predicted model, not a curated record
AUGGACAGCGCCAUCACUCUGUGGCAGUUCCUGCUGCAGCUGCUGCUGGACCAGAGCCACAAACAUUUGAUCUGCUGGACGUCCACUGACGGAGAGUUCAAACUGCUCAAGUCGGAGGAGGUGGCCAAGCUGUGGGGGCUACGUAAGAACAAGACCAACAUGAACUAUGACAAACUCAGCCGAGCCCUGCGAUACUACUAUGAUAAGAACAUCAUCAAGAAGGUGAUCGGCCAGAAGUUUGUCUACAAGUUCGUCUCCUUCCCUGAGAUCCUCAAGAUGGAUCCACAGAUGGUGGAGAUGGGCUUGGCAUCCGGAAGGUUCCCCCUCCAGGACGGUGAGCUCUCUGAGCUGGAAGUGGACGAGGAGGAGACAGAGGAGGGAGACGAAGAGGCCGAGGAGGCCCAGCGGAGGACGCGGGUGGCCGCGUUGGGGGCUCAGCAGAGCCGCAACGACUACCUCCGCUCGGGCCUGUACUCAUCCUUCAGCAUCGCCUCCCUCCAGAACCAGCCCGAGCUGCUGCGGGUGCUGCGGGAGGAGCCACGUUCCGUCAUACGCUUUGGCGCCAACGACGUCAAAGCUGAGGCUUACGUCUCCCCCGGGACGCCCAAAAGGCAUCCCCGCUUCCCCCUCCAGCAGGUGGGCCGAAGCGGUAGCAACGACAACGGAGACGAGGACAAGGACCAGGAAGGGGACUUCUCGGAGCAGAGUGCCCAGCCCCUCAACUUGUCGUCCGCGCACAGGGAGCGAGCCCUGCAGCCCCCUCCUGAAAAUAGGAGCGUCGGCGGAGGCAGCAGAAGCUCUGCCUCCUCUUCCUCAAGUAGUAUUUGUAGUCGAGGAGACGGAAUCCCGACCAAAAGCAAAAAGCCCAAAGCUCUGGACAUUUCAGCCCCCUCCCUCCUGCUAGCGGGUAGCGACAUCGGCUCCAUCGCACUCAACAGUCCGGCGCUGCCUUCCGGAUCGCUGACUCCCGCUUUCUUCACGGCACAGACACACUCCGGUCUGCUUCUGGCUCACAGUCCACUCUUGUCUGGCAUCCACUUCUGGAGUAGCCUCAGCCCCGUGGCCCCGCUCAGCCCCGCCCGACGGCAGGGCCACGGCUCCUUGUUCCAGUUCCCCAGCCUAAUCAAUGGACACAUGCCGAUUCCACUGCCAAGCCUGGAAGGAACACCCUCCUCGUCCUCCUCGCCCUCAGCUACCCACAAAUCCUGA